Messenger RNA from Scatophagus argus, 1126 nucleotides. It is a transcript of the gene pdzd11, whose product is annotated as PDZ domain containing 11. The record is from RefSeq and is a predicted model, not a curated record. The transcript is spliced from 6 exons. Gene Ontology annotation, biological process: maintenance of epithelial cell apical/basal polarity; neurotransmitter secretion; protein localization to basolateral plasma membrane. Gene Ontology annotation, molecular function: protein binding. The coding region runs from base 318 to 746 and encodes 142 amino acids. Lineage: Eukaryota; Metazoa; Chordata; Actinopteri; Scatophagidae. Gene Ontology annotation, cellular component: basolateral plasma membrane; synapse; cell-cell junction.
AUAAUAAUUAUUAGAGAUGUAGGUUAUAAACGAGCUGUGGUGAAGACAGCGAAGCGUUUCGAAGAUAGCUAGAAAGUUAGCUAAACAUAGCGUCGCUGGCAGUUCGUUUCAUAUUGCAGUGCAACAUUGUCCACUGUCGGCUAAAUAACGAUUCACAGCUUUUAAUUUCUGUCUGUUGAUCCAAAGUGAAUUGACGAUUUGGAUCAUGUCAGCAAGUUUACGCUUUGGAAACGGAUUUUCAGAAACGUUUGAACUUAGCAGCUAGUAGAGAUGUGAUCACAGCUGACAUACACUUGGCGAAUAGUGAUAUGUAAACAAUGGAUCAGAAAAUUCCUUAUGAUGACUACCAGCUGCCAGUGGUAUUCCUGCCUUCUUAUGAAAACCCACCAGCAUGGAUACCGUCACAGGAGCGGGUUCAUCACCCUGAUUACAACAAUGAGCUCACCCAGUUCCUUCCUCGUACCAUUGUGUUGAAGAAACCUCCAGGAGCACAGCUGGGCUUCAACAUCCGUGGAGGCAAGGCGUCACAGUUAGGAAUCUUUAUAUCCAAGGUGGUCCCAGACUCGGAUGCCCACAGAGCAGGCCUACAAGAAGGAGACCAGGUUCUUUCUGUGAAUGAUGUUGAUUUCCAAGACAUAGAGCACUCAAGAGCUGUAGAGAUUCUGAAAACUGCACGAGAAAUACUGAUGAGAGUCCGCUUCUUUCCCUACAACUACCAGAGGCAGAAGGAGAGGACUGUACACUAGGUGGCAGCAAAGAGAGAGAGAGAGAUGUGGACAGACGCCUCACUGUACGUCAUUACCCUCCUCCCACAGACUUCGGCCUCCAUUCUGGCUCAGCUUCGAGAUGACUGAUGUAUGACUAAGAGAGUCAUUCAAAGUCCUCCAUGUAAGGACAAUAUAUACUCUGUUACAUACUCGGUUUCCUCCUGCACCCACAUACUCCCUAAUCUACUGCAAAACUGGAUUAUUUCUGCACUCAAUCAGGGUGAAUUCACCAGAAGUGAAGGAGGCAGAAGCUUAGCAGACAUUUAACAUUGUAGAUUAUGUUAAUGAUACAUAUUUUUCAGUCAUUCAUAACAUUUAAAGAGCCUGAUUAAUUUAAUAAAGCUUUGUCUUUAUUAAUA